AUGUCUGCAACCACAAAACAAGCCAUCCCCAAGUUGUUCCCAAAGCCGCUGCACAAAUAUGUUGGAAAUGGAAGGGUGUUUCAGUGCCUCAAAUCGUACGAAAAGUAUGGUGUGGUUGCUUACCUGAAUUCUGUCUAUAAUCUAGCGCCCUCGUUCAAGUGGAUGCUGAGCAUCGUUCCGCUCUACGGUAUAUUUGUUGGGAACCCACCGGUUGAAAAGAUUGACGUCAACUCCAGCGCGGCUCUCUGCACGACUGGUUUGUUGUGGUUUGUGUACGCACUUCUCAUUCAGCCGCAAAACUCUGGCAGUCGGUCUCUUGCUGCUGUCAAUGUGUGUUUGGCGGCUGUACACGGCUACAACAUUUAUCGCGCCAUGUCAUACAAGAGGUCGAAAGCUCUGCAUUAG
This is a messenger RNA of Trypanosoma brucei brucei TREU927, 405 nucleotides long. RefSeq lists its product as hypothetical. The record is from RefSeq and is a predicted model, not a curated record. NCBI's taxonomy places the organism in Eukaryota, Euglenozoa, Kinetoplastea, Trypanosomatida, Trypanosomatidae. The transcript has a single exon. Gene Ontology annotation, biological process: pyruvate import into mitochondria. Bases 1 to 405 code for a protein of 134 amino acids. Gene Ontology annotation, cellular component: mitochondrial inner membrane.